UGACAUUUGCUAUAAGUAGAAAGACCUCCACUCUCAGCACAGCGUAGAAGGGAAAGGGAAUCCAUGGAAGACCCUAAAACUGCAGCACCCCCAACUCAGAAUUCUUCUUCUCAGCAACCUAUGAACAGUAGAAAGAGGCCACUUGACACCUCCAAAUUGCACAACACCCCUUAUUACAAGAUGAGACACAUUGUUAAAGAUCUCAGACCCCAUGUUAUUGAGGUUCUCCGGACGCCGGACUUCCGGAAUUGCAAGGCUGCUACUGAAAUUCGUCAACAGUUAAAUCUUCUGAUGGAUCUUUACAAGGAAAUGAUGACUGAAACGGUAAAUCCAGAGGCGGCUAAGGAUGCACCGGGAGCUCAGCCUAUGUCCGUGGAUAUCAAGGACGGAGAAAAGCCUAGCGAGCAGCAGAAAGACAUGAAGCCUCCAGAAAAUGGGACAUCUGCAAAAACUGAAGCGAAUUCAUCUCAGAAACACCAAGCUGGAGAUGGUGUUGUCCAAGGCACAUAUGUCGUUGGAGGAUCAGCAUUUGGUUGGAACUUUAUAACAUACACCAGCGGGCAGGCCAUCUAUUAUGGACGAACUAAAGAGUCCUUCCGAUCUGCAAAUGUUAAAUCUGAAUAAAGUUCCUUAAGUACACUUACAACACUCUAUUUUUGGGAUUACAAUGGUUUGAUGUGUGUGUACUAUAAUAGAUUGGAAUAUUUGGCACUACAAAAGUUCAGGCUUCAGAGUUAGUCCUAUGCGGCUGCUAUAGCCUAUUACAACCUGCAACCUCUCUUUCUAUCUUCUUGUAUGUACUGAGUAUGACUGCUGGUUCGUCUGUGGAGAAGGGAAAACGAAGUUCUUUUAA
Nicotiana tabacum (common tobacco) is the source of this 853-nucleotide messenger RNA. RefSeq lists its product as uncharacterized. Lineage: Eukaryota; Viridiplantae; Streptophyta; Magnoliopsida; Solanales; Solanaceae. The record is from RefSeq and is a predicted model, not a curated record.